AUGGGCAUGAAAUUCCUACUUGGCGUGGCGAUCGCCGGAAGUGCUUUUAUUAUAGUAAUGUCAUUAAUAGCUGCCACCAUGGUUUUUCGCGACAUCAACUCAUUGUAUGAUGAAAUUCUGAUUGAAAUGGACGAGUUCAGGAUGAUUGCCGACGAUGCUUGGAGCGAAAUAAUGUUUGUCAAUUCAAAUCCAUACGGUGCCAAUUGUGGAUCAACAGCGAGCAAUUGCCCAAAAGGACCACCAGGACCACGUGGUCCCCCCGGUGAAAGAGGACCAAGUGGGUCACCAGGUCCGGAUGGUGAGCCUGGGGCACCAGGUGUAACACUGCUUGCCACUUUCAAUAUUCCUGGCGGUUGUAUCGACUGCCCACCUGGACGUCAAGGGCCACCUGGUCCAAACGGUCCACCGGGUCCACCAGGCCCACCUGGCCCAACAGGUCAGCCUGGGAAAGAGGGACGCUGCGGCCCGCGCGGGCCACCAGGACCUGAAGGAGACGAAGGUCCAGUCGGUCCAGAUGGAAUACCAGGCGAGUUAGGUCGAGACGGCCAACACGGACAGCGUGGAACAGGACCGCGUGGUCGAAAAGGACCGAUUGGACAACGUGGACCACCGGGUCCAAAAGGUGAUGAUGGACAGGAUGGACAGCAAGGACUGCCCGGAGAUGCUGGUGCGGAUGGUCGACCGGGUAUGGAUGGACGUGACGGAAAGCAUGGCGCCACUGGAACGCAGCAGCCAACAUACAAGCCUCAGUUGGCACCGCCAGCACCACCAAAACAACAACAACCGCAGUAUCAACAACAACCAAACUAUCCGCCUCCUCGAUAUACCCCGGAUUCGCAACGCUCACCACCAGCACCUCCUUCCGAAGCAGCAGCGAAUUAUCAGCCGUAUUCGCAUAGGCGACGAUUAAAGGAGAGAAAACAUUAA
This is a messenger RNA of Gongylonema pulchrum, 927 nucleotides long. The record is from the annotation of a GenBank genome assembly. Lineage: Eukaryota; Metazoa; Nematoda; Chromadorea; Rhabditida; Gongylonematidae.